AUGCUCACCUCUAACUCUGCACUCAAGGACUUCACGGAUGACUUUGGCGGUGGCAAUCUCCCUCCCCCGCCCUACGGUGGACGCCCAAAGUAUGUCAAGUUCGGGCCUGGCGAUAAAGGAGAGGGCUUGUCCCAUGCAUUCUUUGAAGAUCCCAGGAUAUACAAGGGAACACCCGGAUCAAGAGGACAGAUCCAUUCUUGGGGAUUGUAUCCGUACGACGAAGACAACUUACCGAUCUAUGAUGUUAGUGGAGAAUCGCUCUUCCGCCAGAUGAAGUACCAGGUGCUUUACAUGGGGACCAGGCAGAGCCCUCAGCAGCAAUUCAUUGACGUCCUGAUGGAUCGAAAGCGUAAGGAGAUUGCAGCUUUGGAUCUCAAUGGUUUGGACAAGCAGGACGUGAUUCUGCAUGUCAAAUUCACAAACGUAAACAGCAAGAACGGCGAGCCUCGCAUCUGGCGAAGAUUCCGAUUAUCUGGUGGGAUCAAGCUGAGUGUCUUCCAAGACAAAGUAUUGGCUCCAAUCUUAGGCUGGGUCCGCAACUUCCACUGCUACGUUUUCACCGAUCUUCGGGAUGGAGCAUUGUUUGGGCCUGAGACGUCUAGCUCAGUCGAUCGGGUGCAUCUCACCCACAUCGGCUAUGACUAUCUUCCAGACGAGAAAUUUAUGCUCUCACAUCUGUUUGCUAAAGAAGGUGAUCAGAUUGGAUACCUGUAUGACUUUGGUGACAAGUGGUUCCACGAGAUCACGGUGGAGAAAAUUAUUCCUCAGGAAGAGUCCGAUGGCGAAGUCAAGAUCCUGGAUGGGAAGGGCAUGUGCCCCGGAGAAAACAUGAACGGCUGUCAUAGUUUCGGUCCUUUCCUCGAGGAGUACGACAAAGCUACCCCUGCUCGGAAAGUCGAGAUGAAGCGCGAGAUCCUGGCGUGCCCGAACUACAACGCAUUCGGCAAGCCUCCCUCGCUCUUCGACCCGGACAGUUUCAGCCUCCCUGAAGCGGCCAAGCGGCUCGCGGAUGCACUAGGUUCCGCGAACUCGGUGCGCAGCGGUGCCAAGGUGUUCAAUAUGCCCAUUGCGCCCGACGGCGUCGCGGACGCAUUCAAGCGCAUGCACCUGAAGAAGGGGCAGCAUAUCAUGAAGGACUACGACCCUGAGGGCUUAGGGUACUGGGAGGAGACGACUUCGUCGCGCAAGGACAAGCGCGAUGAGACCGUUUGCGCGGCGUGCGGGAAGCCGAGCCCUGAGGAGCUUAAGGUCUGCGGUGGGUGUCACCAAGUCAGGUACUGCUGCCCUGAACACCAAAAGACGCAUUGGAAGGCCGUUCACAAAAACCAGUGCAGCCGCAAGUAUAUGAAGAAGUAG
Molecule: messenger RNA, 1356 nt
Organism: Sparassis crispa
Lineage: Eukaryota; Fungi; Basidiomycota; Agaricomycetes; Polyporales; Sparassidaceae
Exons: 16
Coding region: 1-1356 (451 amino acids)
Source: RefSeq, a predicted model, not a curated record